This is a messenger RNA of Naegleria gruberi, 1557 nucleotides long. RefSeq lists its product as uncharacterized. Bases 1 to 1557 code for a protein of 518 amino acids. Lineage: Eukaryota; Heterolobosea; Eutetramitea; Acrasida; Naegleriidae. The record is from RefSeq and is a predicted model, not a curated record. The transcript has a single exon.
AUGGAUUCACCUGGACGAGCAAAUCACAGCACAUCAAACAAUUCAAAAACAACAUCAUUAAAUAACAACAACGGAGGGCCUUUACGAAUAAGCGUUCAAAACCAAGGAUCUUCAAACAAUUUUUCUUCUCCUGUUAGUCCAUCAUCGGGAAACCUUGGAUCACCUUAUAAAAUGCAGAAAAAGUUUGAUUCAUAUGAAACAGCCCUUAACAGCAAAUUGAGACUGGAAACUCCACCAACCGAAGAGGAUUUAAAGUCAGAAAUACCCAGUCAAAAAAAGUAUGAUCAAAUAUUACAAAAUGUUGAGAAUGUUGUAAAACAACAAACAUCGUUUAUGAAUUCGGAUUCAAUCACUGGCAAUGUUGCUACAUCAAGGCCAGAAACUAAGUUGAAACAAAAAAAGAAAAAGAAAGGAAGUGCUCUGUAUAAUCCAACAGGGGCUAGUGAAACCAGUUAUAUGGAAUUGUAUAAUAAUUUAAGAGAAAAAUAUCAGACGCUACUUGCUGAAAAUCUAAGACAACAAGAAGUAUUCAAAUUGAGGCACGAUACAUUUUUGAAACGAGAGCAACAAUCUAAGGAAAUAGAAACUGAGCUACAUGAGAAAAUGAGAGAAUCCAUGAUUGCUAGGGGAGCUGCUGGGGAUCAUAUGCAACAUUUAGUAUUAAUGAAAGAAAAAAUUCAAGAAGGAGUAACUCUAAUGAGAUUGGAAACUCAAAGACUUUUGGAUGGAAAAGAAAAAGAAUUUGGAAGAAAAAUAGAGGAAAUGAUUAGGAGAUUCGACAGAGAUCUUGCUGAUGAAAAGAAAAUUAAUACGUCAGGAGAACGAGAGUGGAGGGAAAAGAGUAAAUCUUUGAAGAAAGAGUUGGAUAAUUCAACUGCUCAAGUCAUUAAGGUUGACCAACUCAAUCAUGAGCUGAUGAAGGAAAACCAAAAAUUAAAAAUUCAAUUUGCAGCCCAAGAAGAUGACAGAAACUAUCUAGCAAAACAUAUUGCAAAAACUAAAAGAGACAAUGAAAAGCUAAAAGAGGAAACCAAAAGACUUCAGGAAGAACUUCAAAGAUGCAAUAAUAUAAUUAAGGAAAUGCAACUUUUAAAACCAAUGAGCCCUACAACUCCAUCUUUUGCAAAUAACAAAUCUUCAAUAACCAGUCCUAGAGAUAGGGACUCUUCUUCAAUCUACACAGUGAAUCACUUAUCAAUUUUGGAACCAGAAGAAAAGGAAAGAAGAUUUUUAGAGGCAAAUAACAAACUAAAGAAACUUCUUGAUCAAGAAAGGAGAAACAUUAGGCAAAUUAGAGCUCAAAAUAUAAGAAUAUUAGAGGAAAGAACAGAAUUAGAAAUAUUCUUAAAGAGUUGUAUUGAAGAUGUAAAAGAAGAAGUGCGAAGAAUGAAGGGAGAAAAGGGAGAUAAUGAAUUCCAUAAAAGGGAUAGAAUGAGAGUGAUAGAGUUACUUCUUUCAAAAGAAAGAGUCAUCAAAAUACUGUAUGAAAGAAUGUUUGACAAACCACCAGAAAAAGAUUUUGAUGUAGAAAGUCAACACCAACAGUUUACAGAAUAA